GAGCGUGCAGCUGCCGGCGGAUCGGGGCGGGAAGAUGUCGGGCCAGUCCAUCACGGACCGCAUCGCGGCGGCGCAGCACAGUGUCACCGGCUCGGCCGUCGCCAAGGCCGUCUGCAAGGCCACGACCCACGAAGUCAUGGGGCCCAAGAAAAAGCACCUGGACUAUCUAAUCCAGUGCACAAAUGAGAUGAAUGUGAAUAUUCCACAGCUGGCUGACACACUUUUUGAGAGGACUGCCAAUAGUAGCUGGGUAGUAGUGUUCAAAGCUCUAAUUACAACACACCACCUCAUGAUGUAUGGAAACGAGCGCUUUAUCCAGUAUCUUGCAUCCCGAAACACAUUGUUCAAUCUGAACAACUACCUGGACAAAAGUGCCAUGCAGGGUUAUGAUAUGUCAACCUUCAUUAGGCGGUAUAGCAGAUACUUGAAUGAAAAAGCACUUUCUUAUAGACUUGUAGCAGUUGACUUCACCAAAAUGAAAAGAGGGAUAGAUGGAGCAAUGAGAACAAUGAACACAGAAAAACUCCUGAAAACCCUCCCGAUUAUUCAGAACCAGCUUGAUGCGCUCCUUGAUUUUGAUGCAAAUCCAAAUGAACUAACCAAUGGUGUAAUUAAUGCUGCCUUCAUGCUCCUCUUUAAAGAUUCCAUUAGGCUUUUUGCAGCCUAUAAUGAGGGGAUUAUUAACCUGUUAGAAAAGUAUUUUGAUAUGAAAAAGAACCAGUGCAAAGAAGGUUUGGAUAUUUACAAAAAGUUCUUAGCCAGAAUGACCAAAUUGUCAGAAUUCCUCAAAGUAGCAGAGCAAGUUGGAAUUGAUCAGGGUGACAUUCCAGAUCUUACUCAGGCACCCAGCAGUUUGCUUGAAGCAUUGGAGCAACAUUUGGCUUCUUUGGAAGGGAAGAAAACAAAAGAAGUUUCAGCUGCCAGCAGAGCAAGUACCCUGUCCAGUGCUGUUUCCACACUUGCCAACACAGGAAUGUCAUUUAGCCGAAUGGAUGAGAGAGAGAAACAGCAAGCACUGGAGGAGGAACAAGCUAGACUGCAAGCACUUAAGGAACAGCGAUUGAGAGAGAUUUCAGUGGUGUCAAAUUCCACUUCUACAUCAGCAUCUCCAAGCACCUUGUCGGGGAAAAGUGUUAAUACUACUUCAGCUGUUGACCUCUUUGCAGCACCAGCACCUACAACCAAUAGCAUGCCCAACCUCUCUACAGAUCUCUUUGAUCUUCAGCCUGCCUUUGUUCCAACUGUACAGAGUACUCCAGCUAUAGCGACAUCAGCAAGUAAUGCGUGGGGAGGUCCUUUCUCAUCCUCAAAUGGUUGUGUUGGUUCUCCACCCUCUCUGGACAUCUUUGACAUGAAGCCAGUUGAAGAAGCUGUAAAAUCUACCACCCCUUUCAUCAAUUCCACGUUUACCUCCAAACAAACAGUGGAACUGUUUAGUGAUGAUUUUAGUGGUCAUAAGCCUACAUACACUUCUGUAUAUCAUCCUUUGACUGUUGAUGGAUUUCCUGUUCAGAGUGCCACCUCUUCAGCAAUUAAUGUGGAUUUUGAUGCUGUGUUUGGGGGAAAGUCUACAGUACCUGAGUACAGGGCUACAAGUGAUGAUGUAUUGCAACCAACUGUACCAACACAAAGUCAGAGACCAGUGCUAGUCAGUCAGAGUGGAAAAAUUUUAGCAAAUGACCUUGAUUCUUCGCUUGCUAACCUUGUGGGAAAUCUUGGCUUUGGAGGAACCCCAGCUAAAAAGUCAGACAUGCAGUGGACUCAGCCUACGGAGAAAAAACUUACUGGUGGAACAAACUGGCAGGCAAAAACAAGCACAUCAACCACAUGGAAUCCUGCCCCUAUUCCUCCUGUUCCACAUAUAGUACCUGCUCCAAUGACUUAUCCAGUUACCACACCUCAAGUGCCUGUGUAUGGGAUGGUACCGACUCAGAUUGCACCGGCUCCUCUGAUGGCACCCCAGCCAAUGAUUUAUACACAGCCAGGCCUAAGGGCAACAAAUCCCUUUGCACCUGUUUCUGGAACUCAGAUGCAGUUUAUGUAGAGCCACCAAAGCAUCAAGAUACAUUAACAACCAAAUAUUGGUAA
Messenger RNA from Gavialis gangeticus (Gharial), 2088 nucleotides. RefSeq names its product phosphatidylinositol-binding clathrin assembly protein-like. Gene Ontology annotation, molecular function: 1-phosphatidylinositol binding; phosphatidylinositol-4,5-bisphosphate binding; SNARE binding. Gene Ontology annotation, biological process: clathrin coat assembly; synaptic vesicle budding from presynaptic endocytic zone membrane; clathrin-dependent endocytosis. NCBI's taxonomy places the organism in Eukaryota, Metazoa, Chordata, Crocodylia, Gavialidae. Bases 35 to 2044 code for a protein of 669 amino acids. Gene Ontology annotation, cellular component: synaptic vesicle; clathrin-coated pit; extrinsic component of presynaptic endocytic zone membrane. The transcript is spliced from 21 exons. The record is from RefSeq and is a predicted model, not a curated record.